AUGACGCCAGAGCAGGAGUGCCAGGAGGGUAUUCACAAGAUUGCAGAGAUGAUCACCGGCAAAUGCGGCCUGCUGUUCACAGACAAGCUCCCGGCUGACGUGGAGCGCUUCUUCGCGGAUUACCGGCCAAGCGAUUACGCUCGGUGUGGAUCUGUAGCCACCGAGACCGUCACAUUAAAGAAGGGCGUCGAUGCACUGGCCAAGUUGCCACACUCCAUCGAGGACGGCGGCGGUGCAGGGGAGGAAGAGAGGAGGUUGAGGGUGCGCAGUUCGUGA
Molecule: messenger RNA, 276 nt
Organism: Prorocentrum cordatum
Lineage: Eukaryota; Dinophyceae; Prorocentrales; Prorocentraceae
Source: the annotation of a GenBank genome assembly